CCUGCGCUCGCAACAGAGCGAGCAGCGCUACACUUGUGCAAUCACCACCACCGCCAACAACAUCUCUCUCUCUGCUCAUCCAGUGUUAUUGUCCAUAACACUUCACAGAAAUCAAACACAAAAACAGCCGACAAUCAUCCUCGCGAGGAGACGUCAGCGCGCCGCCCGUUGCGCGCUCGGAUACAAUUUCAAAGGGAUUGAGAUCUCUUUUCUGUCUGUCGCUUUUCGAGAGAUUUCAGAAGACUGAUAGAGAUUGAUCGGGACGGAACACCUGUGCGUGCUCAUUAAUGACAGACUGAGUAACUGCUAUGACAGGUAAACUAGCGGACAAGAUCCCUAUUACCAUGAGCAGUUUAAUCAACUCCAUCCCUGACAGUCUCUAUCCAGAAGAAGACAUUCCCACUUCUAUGAACAUUUUCACAAACCCGGAAUCUAUUUCGCACUACUCGCAGAUGAAUCCAGAUAAUAUCAUGGACUUGGGGAUGGGCGGCGAGAAGGGCAGUGGAGAAGUCCAAUACGGCUCUGGUUUCCAGUCUGGUCGAAGCGGGCAAACCGUCACCUACCUGGGCAAAUUUGCAUUUGACACCCCUCCAUCCGGCAGCAUCGGAGGCUCCGGCUGGUGUCCCGACAACAACAUCAUCAGUCUGGUGAGUGCGGGAAUCCUGGGGGUGUCACCGUCACCUGGCAACAUCACCACCCAGACGUCUUCAUCGAGCGGCAGCAUGGGUGGCCAGUCGUCAGACAUGGAGCAAGUAUACGCACCACCCCUUCCUGCCUACUCCACCUGUGGCGAGAUAUACCCAGAACAGGUGACGUUCCACCACAGCCCGGCCACGUCCUCGUCUCUUCCCUACCCGGGCUCUGACUACCACACAACCUCAAAACCAGGCAUGGACGGAAGUCUCUUUUCCAUGAUCCCAGACUACAACCUCUUCCAUCACCAGGGGGACGUAGGGGUGAUGGAGCAUAAACCCUUCCAAACCAUGGACCCUAUUAGAGUCAACCCACCUCCCAUAACUCCCCUCGAGACCAUUCGAGCCUUUAAGGAUAAGCAACAGAUCCAUCCCAGCUUUCUCGGUGGGCAACAGCACGUUUCCCAACACCAUCAACCCUCUCAGACACUCGCCCUCAAACCCAUUCGUCCACGAAAGUACCCCAACCGGCCAAGCAAAACUCCCGUGCACGAGCGACCGCACGCCUGUCCGGCGGAGAACUGCGACCGUCGCUUUUCGCGAUCAGAUGAAUUGACGCGUCACCUGCGCAUCCACACGGGACACAAACCCUUCCAGUGCCGCAUCUGCAUGCGGUCCUUCAGUCGCAGCGACCAUCUAACCACGCACAUCCGCACACACACCGGCGAGAAGCCCUUCUCUUGCGAGUUCUGCGGACGCAAGUUUGCGCGGAGCGACGAGCGAAAGAGGCACGCCAAGGUGCACCUGAAACAGAAAGACAAGAAACCCACGGACAAGGGCAGUAGUGCUGGGGCAGGGGGGAGCCACACCUCUCCUCCCAGCUCCUGUGGGAGCGCGGGACCCAGCAGUGCCAAUAUCAUGACCGUCACCACUUGUGCAUGAGAUGGACUUGCAAAGUAAGACUUUGAGGAGAAAAAAAGAAGCUUUCUUUCUCCUCUUAUAUACACACUUGACUCUUAUACUGUCUCCCUCUCACUAUAUCCAUCCGUUUCCUACGGUUUUCAUUGAUUGCGGUGGCACUUUUCUGUAGCCACUAUUGUUUUAGGUGAAAUGAGUGGGGAGUAAGUGGACUCAUGUUGCAUGUAUGGGACGGAGAGGGCGUCAAAGACGAUGGUUCAAGCAGUCAGGUCAAUUCACAGAAAGAGCACUUGCAGACACAGCGCAGUCAUAAGGGUUCAACUCUCAGCUCUGGGGACCAGAGAUUUAAGUCUUUUUUCCCCCACCUUGUAUUUUGGUUUGUAAGUGAGUUGUCAGAUAAAAAGUGCACUUUCAUUUGCUUAAUGUGUUGCAGUCUUUUAAAUGAUUGUUAAUUAUUUAAUGUUUCUGUGUUGUUGUUGUUUUUCAGCAAAAUGUGGCAAAUGCAUUUAAAUACAGCAGACAAUAAAAAAAAAACAUAUAUAUUGUUUGUAUUAACCUAAUAACUUGAUUUCAAACGUUGAUUUGGGGAAAACCUACAAGCUCUGAAGGCUCAAGGAGAUUGAGUUCAUAUUUCCAAAUAUACAAGUGAGGGAUGCAGAUGGCAUUUGUUAUCCGCAACGAACUUUCAGUGCAAUAAAAAACGAAAAACAACAACAACGACGACAAUAAAAUACAGUCUGGCUCACUCUCACAAGUUUGCUUUCUACAGUAGGGAUUGAAAUUAACACACAGUUGUGGCCUUUACCGGUUUCGCAUCUUUUAGUGCGCAUAAGGGCCAAACCUGCAGUUGUGCAUACCUACUUCUGGUAGAGUGAGAUACGGUGAUCCGAUCCAAAUAUUUUGCCUUUCUGCUGCCUGUAUCCCUGCAUGCAUCUAGUAUCACGUCUUUGCUAGUACUAAAAAGAUUACAUCAGUCAUGACUGAAGACCCACAGCAAUAUCCAUCCAGUUCAAACCAUGUGUCAACAAGAGUUACUAUUUUCUUUGUGUGACAAUUGUCCUUUUGUUGUCUUUAUUGUCAUUUCUUUUACUGGACAGUUGCAUUUCCAGCUUUCAUCAUCCAAUAAUUUUCAUUGGGUCCCUUUUUAUGCACAUUAUAUAUUCAGCACGCAUUUUAACACACAUGUACACACGGUUUUCAAAAAUUAAAUCAGCCAAAAUUAUGGUAAUGCUUGCCUGCGAGCAUCACCGCUGGGCAGGAAUGAUCUUAGGAGUCAUUGUUUUGCAUUUUUACCGGCUGAGGCCUGCCUGCUAUAUGCAUGCCAUUCAAGAUGUUUUUGGAUGGGAACAGUUUCAACAUUUAUACUGCUCUCAGGGGCAGCACCGUAAUGUGGUAUAUCUCCACGGUUCCUCUUAUCCGGAUCAUGCCUAGAGAUUCUGAAUAUUAAUGACGAGAACGAGAGGGGGUUUUGUACAGAUAAUUAUACAAACAUAUUACUACAUGUUUUCUACUUGGAAUGUACAAAGCAAUGUCCUUCAGUAUUACGAUGUUGGUCCGUGCACGUGUGUGUGUGUGUGUGUGUGCAUUUGUACACGUGUAUGCUAAUGCAUACGCAAACACCCGCAUACUUAGAUUUUACAUUGACUGAAUGUGGAAAAGAAGGGUGUGUUUACAUUUCUGUUUUCUUUCUUUCUUUCUUCUGUUUUUGAGAUCGUGAUUGUGUACACAGUGCAGAAUGUUUUGUAAGUGUGUGUGCGUGUGUGUGCGCAAGAAAAUGUGACUAUUGACAGUGUCAAAUGUGAUGCAUUCUCCGGGAUUUCUCAAAUAUGAUCUGUUAUUAGCGCAAUUUUGCAAAUGAUGACUUGCGGACACACUGAAUGAUGUGUUUAAUAAAUGAAUAAACAGUAAGAUUAUUUGGUGAAAAACUC
Messenger RNA from Carassius auratus (goldfish), 3478 nucleotides. RefSeq names its product early growth response protein 3. The transcript has 2 exons. Gene Ontology annotation, molecular function: DNA-binding transcription factor activity, RNA polymerase II-specific; RNA polymerase II cis-regulatory region sequence-specific DNA binding. Lineage: Eukaryota; Metazoa; Chordata; Actinopteri; Cypriniformes; Cyprinidae. Gene Ontology annotation, biological process: regulation of transcription by RNA polymerase II. The record is from RefSeq and is a predicted model, not a curated record. The coding region runs from base 309 to 1574 and encodes 421 amino acids.